Molecule: messenger RNA, 2919 nt
Organism: Moesziomyces aphidis
Lineage: Eukaryota; Fungi; Basidiomycota; Ustilaginomycetes; Ustilaginales; Ustilaginaceae
Source: the annotation of a GenBank genome assembly
AUGGAAACGAGACCCACCAACUUGGAGGCCGGGCCGCAAUCUCACCAGCACACGGCGUCAAGUGGCGACGCUUUGGACCCAUCAGCAGCGCUCUACUCCGACGGCUCAGAUAGCGGCUAUUUCCGGUCGCCACCCCGCCACCCCGCCCACUUUGUACGAUACCUCUCGUCGGCACCGCACCAUGGCAGCAGUCUAACCGACAUUUCUUGCUCAGGAAAGUGCUGUUGGACCAUGUCGCGCGCUGACUCUCCCGUCGACGAUGCGGUGGAGCUGCUGCGCUCGCCUGCGCCCAACGAGGCCGCGCUGAUCGCCGACGAUGCGGUCGCCUCUGGCUGCUACCGCCGCGCAUCGCUCAGUCCUGCCGACUCGCUUCGCAGCGUCACCGCCACCUCGCCGCUCAGCUCACCCGCCGACGAGACCGAACUGCACCGAGGCGGACGCAGGAACCUGUUGCGGUCGGGCACUAGUGGCUCCAUCACCCCUCUGUCCGCCACCAGCCCAGAUCCCUCCCCCAGCCCCACUGCCAUGACCACACCCGCACCCACCUCCCAUGCUGCAGCUUCUGCGAGCACCAACCGCCGUGCUACGGAGGUCUCGACAUCGUCGCGCACCGAUGCGCUGUUGGUCGUGGCUACGCCGAUGGAAGGGAUGUUUCGCUCGCCGUCGCAGCAGAGCGCCGCCUCGGACGCAGAUGGAUAUUUUACCGCACGGCCAGGCUCCCCCUCCGAUGCAGGUGAUCUCAUUGCGCUCGCACGGACGAGGAGUGCGUUGAGGCGCGAGCGCGUCUCGUGGAGCGGGCGUUCAUACGCCACGUGCUCUUCCUCGAUCCACCCGGACCCCAUUGGCGUCGACCUCGCAGCAGCAUCAACAACGCUCACCCUCGACGAUGAGGCGUGCUACGUGGAUGGAGACCCGCUCUCGCCCACCGACAAGGCCGCACAAGCCAGUCGCACUGGCGUCGACUUUCUCUCGUGUCUCCCGCCCGAGCUCGCGCUGUGUAUCCUGUUCAUGCUCGAUUCGCACGUGGACUUGCUGGCGGCAGCGGGGGUGUCGAAGCGCUGGCGUGCGAUCGCAAUGGACCAGGCCGUCUGGCGCAACCUGUUCUUCAGUCGGCCCGGAUGGGCGAUUCGCGAAGAUGCACCCUUGGUGUUGCAGCACCAGGCGGAGCUCAAGCGGAUCGAGGCACAUGCCAGACGCACCGCAGCGCGCGAAGAGGCAGAACGCCUACGUAGGUUACAGGAGCAGCGCAAAGCCGCAUCAACGUCCAGUCCCUACCUCGACAGACUGUCGGCACUCAAGAGCUGGCGAGAGACGCUGCACAUUCCGUCGUUCCCGCUGGCCGGCCUCAGCCUCGCCAGCACCGAAGAAUCCAGCAGGAGGCGAGGCGAGGCGGUCUCGCCCAGCAGUGUGGCAGCACCCAUGAGUCCGCUGCGCUCGCCCACGGCCGCAACGGGCAGGUUCGGGCUGUUCCUCAGCCCCGCAAGGCCGGCGCCUUCGACUCCGGCGGGUGCAAGGCGGGCACAGGAAGCCGCUGCGGGCGCAUCGUACUUUGCACAAGACACCCCGAUGUCCCGCCAACCUAGCGCAAGCUCCACUGCCGCGGGUACCGAUGCGCCCAGCUCGCGACGCCACUCGCUCGACUCGAACUUCGCCGAAGUCGCCGAGGCCGAGGAGUUCUUUGCGGCAUCGCUCAACUGGACGCGGCUGUACCGCGAUCGGUAUGUGCUGGAGCAGCGUUGGCUGCGCGGUCACGAGCCGUCGCGCAGCGAUGCGACGGUCGACUCUACAACGCGAGUCACCAAGAUGUUUGAGCCGAGCAAGCGGUUCUUGCGCGGGCACCAUGACUCGGUGUACUGCAUCCGCCAGGACGACGGCGUCGGCACAGGCACGGCCGGCAAGCUCGUCUCGGGCUCGAGGGACAGGACGAUCCGCGUGUGGGACGUCGAGAGCGGCACGUGCAAGCAUGUGCUGCAGGGCCACACAGCGUCGGUGCUAUCGCUGCAGUACGACGAUGCGAUCCUCGUGUCGGUCAGCUCAGACGCACAGGUGUUCGUAUGGGACUUUGCCGCCAUCCUCGCCACGCCUGCACCAUCGCCCACCGAGACGGCCGAGGCCGAGGCGCUGGUGCACGACAAGCGCGAGCGGCUCCACUGCGUGCUGCGCGACCACACAUCCGCCGUGCUCGACGUCGUCUUCAGCAAUGACUGGAUCGUGACCGGCUCGAAAGACACCACGGUGCGCGUAUGGCGUCGAUGCGAUGUAGUUGCGCGCGAACAGGCGCCGGUGGCGUAUCGAAAGUUCUCGCACACGGGACCCGUGAAUGCGGUGGACCUGCAGGGGAACCGUGUGGUGUCGGCGUCCGGAGAGGGCUCGAUGUUUUUGUGGGAUCUCGAGUCGGGCGACAAGGUGCAUACGUUCAGCGGCCACACAAAGGGGCUGGCGUGCAUCGUGUUCAAGGGCAACACGCUCGUGAGCGGAUCGAACGACCAGACGAUCAGGGUGUGGGAUACGGUCAGUGGCGCCUGUACGCAUGUGCUCGGCGAACACCACAUGCUCGUGCGCACCGUCGCCUAUUGUCCCGUCCGCAACCUCGUCGUCUCGGGCGGCUACGACCGCAUGAUCAAGCUCUGGCACAUCGGCCAUCCAUCGACCCCCGCCGAGCCAUCCAACGCCGACACCAUGCGAGAUGACAUCUCAGCACAAGCUCAAGACGGUACGCAAGAUGAGCCAGAGGGAGAGCAGAACGGACCGCCGAGGGAUGCGGCGCUGGGCACGUGUUUGAGAGACUUCCGAUGUCAUCGCGCGCGGAUCUUUGACGUCGACUUCAAUACGACGCGUAUCGUGUCGGCCAGCGAGGACCAUCUUAUCUGCAUCACGCAUUUCGGCGGCAAAGGUAUCGACGCCUCGCUCUUCGCCUAG